AUGCAAAAAGGUGGCGGCGGCCUGGGUCCUGUGGACCGCGACGUUGCCUUCGAGCCGGACAACGCGGAGGCGGCCAGGCGAGCAGCAAGACGGCAGAGGGCCCUCCUGCGGGAUGCCUUGGAAGUGGCGGCGAGCGCGGCGGUGGCACACCCGCACCUAGUGCAGCUACACACCUACUUCCCGGACGUCAUGGUGGUGGAGUACGAGGGGGACGAGGGCAAAUUCAGGCUGAUGCACGUGGCCGAUACGGCUCCAGGGGACCCUACGGGGGCCAUCAACUUGGUGCUCGUACUCGAGUACUGCGACGGAGUCCUCACACUCUCCCUCUUUCUCUCUCCCACUCUCUCGCGCCAACUGUUUUCCCCGCUGCCCCCGGCAACUGCCAACUGCCAACUGACCCCCCUCCAGUUUAUCUAUUUGACGCUGUUGGAAGUGGCUCUCGCCAUUCGACACAUGCACGCCAUGAGGCUGGCGCAUUGCGAUCUAAAACCCAGCAAUGUCCUGCUCCGUACCGCUCCCCACGAUCCACGCGGCUUCACGUGCAAGCUCUCCGACUUUGGGUGUGUACAGCUCAUGCGCGAGGUUCCGCCGCCACCGCCGCCGCCGCCGCCAACACCGCCAACCACCGUAUCGUCCGCCGGCAUGGAGGCGGCGCCGUCGGCCGCCGCCGCCACGGCGGCGGCGGCGGCAGUGUCGUCGCCUCCGCAAACUGCAUUUGCGGUGGCGGCUGCCGCUGCCGCCGGAGGCGGCGGCGGCGGUACCGCCGUCAGCGCGACGUCGGCGACGCCGGUGUCGGCGCCGGCCUCCGCUGCGGCCGCGCUAUCUGCCUCCGCCGCCGCCGCGGCGGCAGUAUCCGAGGGGGGCGGAUGUCCCCUUCGUUUCGGUUUUCUGUCGGGCCAUGUGUUGGGCACCCCCUCCCACCUGGCCCCGGAGGCCUUUCUCCCCGGGCAGGUCCUGGACGGCUCUGUGGACAUUUACAGUUUCGGCAUGUUGAUGUGGGAGGUUCUGGUUGGCAUUCCCGCGCUCGCGGGGUUAUCCGCCGCCCGUGUGCACUCGUACACGAGCCGCGGGUUGCGACCCCAGUUUCCCGCCAACACACCCGACCACUACCGGAACCUGGCUCACGCGUGCUGGGCUCAGGAUCCAAAAAAACGACCAACUGCUUCGGCACUGGUGGUGGCGUUACACAAGGCACUCAUGCAGGUGUCGCCGGCAGCGGCGUUGGAGGUCAGGUCGAUGGUUAUGGUCAACGAGGCGGCGGCGGGACCGUACGGCGCCGCCGCUAGUACGACAGACAUGGGCACUGCCGCCGUCGCCGUGCCAAACGGCGCGCCGGCGGCGGCGCCGGUGCCUGUGCUGCCGGCGAGUGUGGCGGGCGCCACGGCGGUGGCGGUAGAGAACCCGUCGCACCUUGCCGCCGCCUCCGCCGGUGGCGGCGGCGGCGGAAGCUGGUCUGGUCGUGCCGUACACAACCGGCCUUCUAGCUUAGGUCGAGGUCAGCAUCGAAGCCUGACAAGUCUCGCCACUGGAGGCGAUCUCAACGCCGGCGGCGGCGGUGGCGCCGCCGCCGCCGCCGCCGCAGCGGCAGCGGCAGCAUCACUGCCGCCGGCGCACAUGCCAGAAACGCUGUCGCCGUCGCCUUCACGAUCUUUCCGACGACCGCAAAGCGGUCUUUCCGGGCUGCUGCUGCAGGGCGGCGGCAGCUCCCGGCGGCGAUCCCUUUCCGCGUACCAUGGCGGCGGCAUCGGCGGUGUCAUCUCCGCCACCGCUGCCGCGGCGGCGGUCGCCGCCGCGGCCACCGCCAGCGGUAGUGGCGGCGGCGGCGGCGGCACCAGAGGGGGCGGCAGCACCCCCUUGACGGGAAUAACCACAUCCAACUCCAUCAACAGGGGCAGCAUCGGCGGCGGCUCGCCGCUACUGCUACAGCUGGCACAGUCCCGGAUGAGCCGCUCGUCCAGGGUCGCGGAACAGCUCCUCUUGCCGCCGGGGGGUGAAGAUGGCGGCGGCGGCGGCGGCGCCGCCGCCGCCAGCCCGAAUUCUUCCGUUGUGAGCCGGGACGGUAACUCGGAGCAGCAGCAGCAGCAGCAUUCCCCACUUACCGGUUCGCCGUUGCUGCGGUUUUCCUUGUUCGGACGUACAGGGCCGGCACCUGUCGUACCGCAGUACGUUGGCGUCAAAGGCGCCAGCGGCGAUGGCGCUGUGGUAAUGCCUGCGGCUUGCCAGGGCUCUAACGGCUCAAUCUCUUUUGGUGGCAACGGGAAUAACGGAAACGUGUACGGCGGCGGCCGCGGUGCCGCCGGCGGCAACGGUGGCGGGUUCGGUGGUGGCGGCGGCGGCGGCAGUAGCGGCCACGGGACGGAGGUUUGCCUUGCUACAGCCGCCGACAUGGUAGAUGUUGCUCUCUUGGCGGCGGCGGGGCGAAUCGGCAGCGAUACGGAAGGCCGCGGCGGCGGCGGCGGCAGUAGCGGCGCCGCCGCCGUAUUGUUGGCCCGCGGCUCCUUGAGCGACUUUGGCAUUCUCGUACAUCACGGCGGCGGCGGCGGCGGCGGCGGUACGCACAGUUUUGUGUCUGGCGGCAGUAGCUCCGCGGGCACAAUUGCCGUACCUAACUCCUUGGCGCCAGCGUCCCCGCUGAAAGUUGCUCGUCCUUCCCUCUUCAAUUCCCCCAACUGCCAACACCCCCGACCGCGCCCUGACUCCAACCACAACCACGAACAACAGCUACAGCUGCUACAGCAGCAGCUACAGCACUUGCAGAUGCGGGAAUAUCAGGCGGAUACGAGAGGGGCGCGCGGUACCGCCGGGACAAUGGGUGUGGAGCAGGCGACGGCGGCGGCGGCGGCGGCGGGCCAUAGCGGCGGCAGCAACAGCAGCGGCCGUAGCUUGGAGGUCAGCAGCGGCGGCGUAGAUGCUGUACGGCAGAACGGUCAGGCCGCUGCACGUACGGCAAUGUACGACGAUGACGGCGACGGUGGCGGCGUUGACAGUGGAAGUUCGUUUUAUUCGGUUUCGAACAGCUUGCCGCGAAGCACGUCGGGCGUCGCUGCUGCCGCCGCCGCCGCCGCCGCCGCCACCGCCAACGUCUUGAUUGGAGAUCUCUUACCUCCCUCUCGACCCCAGUCGACAGUCGGCACGUUUUGA
Messenger RNA from Volvox carteri f. nagariensis, 3141 nucleotides. RefSeq lists its product as uncharacterized. Gene Ontology annotation, molecular function: protein kinase activity; ATP binding. Lineage: Eukaryota; Viridiplantae; Chlorophyta; Chlorophyceae; Chlamydomonadales; Volvocaceae. Gene Ontology annotation, biological process: protein phosphorylation. The record is from RefSeq and is a predicted model, not a curated record. The transcript is spliced from 9 exons. Bases 1 to 3141 code for a protein of 1046 amino acids.